Messenger RNA from Hydractinia symbiolongicarpus, 3318 nucleotides. RefSeq lists its product as uncharacterized. Gene Ontology annotation, cellular component: cytoplasmic dynein complex; cytoplasm. The transcript has a single exon. Gene Ontology annotation, molecular function: dynein intermediate chain binding. Bases 1142 to 3292 code for a protein of 716 amino acids. Gene Ontology annotation, biological process: microtubule-based movement. The record is from RefSeq and is a predicted model, not a curated record. NCBI's taxonomy places the organism in Eukaryota, Metazoa, Cnidaria, Hydrozoa, Anthoathecata, Hydractiniidae.
GGUAACAGCCAAUUUCCGUUAAUACUAAUUAGAUUUAAACUAUAAGGACUGGGGUGAGACAUGUCACGUGGAUAUAUUACAAUUCAUGUAAACUGUGGUUAAAAUGUACCUACCCAUUUUUUUAAAAUAAAAAAAAAACAGUUAAAUUUAGUUCUCAUUUGUCUCACGAUGUUUUUUGUUAGCGCAUGCGCAAAAUAUCGUUUUGUCAAAGUGCGUAUGCGCUAAGAUAAAAACUCGUGAGCUAUUUGCGCUACUACGGAAAAUACAGUCAAAUGGAAACGAGACUUUAGCAUAAAAAAUAUGAUCAAGUAAGAACUAUUACAUUUUGAAUUUGGAAUCUUUAUUUGCUUUUUUCGUCAACGCGAAAAUUAAUUCUCGCGAAUUAGUUUCAUGAACUGUGAAUGUUUAGUUCGCGGUAUUUUUGGAUUGCGAAAUUUUCUUCCCGCGAAAGUUUGAAAAUUAGACAUAAGGUUGAUUUAUUUCUAGACAUCAUUUCUCUUCGAUAACUGGACACUUUACGAAAUAAGCCACUUCAAAAACCCUUAGUAAAUGUUUUUAUUCUUUUAGAAUUUCAAAACUAACGUAACCAAGAAACAGUUAGUGAAUCUCUUAACCAAUGUCACGUUAGAAAUGUGUUUCCGUUGUUCAAGCUGCGAAAGAAUAAAAAUUUCCUCCAAUUAAGUUUUUAACCACAUUGACUACCGUUCCUCCAUCUUUAGAACAAUAACUUACUUAUGUGUCUGUAUUUUUAUUGGCAAAUAUUGUUCUGUCUUUCCGGUCCUUACCACGAUACAUUUAAAAAGACGACUCAAUUCUUGAUCUUCUGUGACCAAAUCAUGUUUCAAACAAGACAGAUGUCAUUUUCUCUUCUUUUUUUAUUUACUUUGCCAAAAUAUUCUUUCGACGGGGUUUAUUUUUGUUACUUUAUUUCUGUCUCGCUCUCUUCGUCCAUACAUUGUAAGGAAAUGAUUCAAAAGAACUUCGAAAACGUAAACAAACUUCUUCUUAGUGUAAAUAAAGCUUAUUUACUGUACACAUCCGAGCCUUCAUCAUCAUUCGUAGUUGAACACACACUGAAAAAACAUUUAGAGGAUUAAAACGAGCCUGUUUGUUUAUAGAAAAAAGUCCUUGUCAACGGAGAAUGGAUUUUGCUAAAAAUCAAAAGCGCAGAAAAAGUCUGGACGAAGCUUUGAUAAACCCGUUAAAGUCCAUCAUCGGUGCUGCUCGUGGACGACGGACCAUACAAGAUGACGGCGAUAAUAUAAAAUUAGACGGAUAUUUUAGUGCAAUUAGACGGCAACGUCAAAGUAGUGACCACGACUUAAAGCGACAACUUCAAGAUCCGUCAGUACAAGAACGACUUCGCUUGAUGAUGUCACAUACAUCGACGUUAAAGGAUGAAAUAUUCGACAUUGACGAAAAAUUAAAAAUUGAGAAAUACUUGAUCCGUAACUCCACUGGGAGAAAAAGCAAAAGUGAUGUUUUAAAAAUAUUAAAAGAAAAUAUCGGAAAUGCUGAAAUAAGCUCACCUAAAGAAGCAAAGAAAAACGAGAGAAAAUCGGGACAUCGUCGCAGAAAAAGCGAAAAUGAAAUACUCUCGAUUUUGCGACAUUCACCGUUGAAUUCUCCGUCAUUGACACGAUCGCUAUCGUUUGAAAACGAAUCGAAAAAGAACGUGAUUGCCGACAAAACCGUCGAGAAACUACGAAAGAAAUCGAAACACAAAAGGACGAAAAGUGAGAAUGAGGCCCUUGUUACGAGUUAUGUCCGUUGUACAUCGACACGAACAAGCUCGCUUCUUGAGAAGUCGUUACAAGAUACGGAACCUAAGAAUCACUCAGAAAGCGAAAGCGAACCGAUAAAAGUCGAUCGUUCUAUAAAAGGUCGAAUCUUAAAUGCGUUAUCUCGAUCGUCUUCUUUUAAAGAUAAGGAGACUGGAGACGAGAAUCACGAUAAAAAACAAACAAAUAAAGAUGAUCCUGCGAAAAUCGAUAAGUCGCUUAAAGAGCGUAUAAAGAAUGUCAUAGGUCGAUCGUCAUCGUUCAAGGAAUCAAAAGGAAAAAAUGGCCCAGAGGAUGAUUCUCGUAAAAGAUCGGGAAGUGAAAAUGAAGUGGGAAAAACGAAGAAAGAGCGAACAGUGAAUAGAAGAAGCAGAUCUUCUUCGUUUAAAAACUCGAAAGAAAAAUUAUCUGAGGGAGAUACUGAUGAUAGUUUGGGUUUAGAAGGUUAUGUAACUAAUUCGAGAAGACAACGAAGAAAAAGCGAAAACGAAUUGAAAGAUUUGCUUCCUGAAAACGCAACAGUCAAUUUUUGUCGCAAUUCUGUUGCACGUUCAUCAUCGACAAACGAAUCAAACACGAGAAAACGAAUGCCUGGUAUCGUACGACGCUUGUCUAGACAGAAGGUGCAAAAUAAGGACAACUCGAUUGAUGUUGACGAUGACGAAACGUCAUCCGAACCUGAUGUCUUAGGAUCGCCACGUCCAUCGCCGACAAACUCUGUUAACAAUGAAACGAAUGAUGCGAAUUUAAGUUCUACCAACAGUCCUUCGCUGCAAUAUAAAAAUGGAUACUUGCGUAAUAAGGAUACCAUCUUGCAAGGUAAAAAUAAACAAAAUGAAACCAUCAGGAAAAUGAGUGUUCCUAUUGUCAACAGAAGUAUGUCUGUCGGUGACGUUCUUGCUGGUGCGAAAAUAAACGAUAAGCAAAGUCCUUUAAAAGGGAAUAUUCACAGACAGUACAGCUUAAGAGAAGAAAGAUCAAAAUACCUCAGUACAGUUGCUCCAAGCCCCCUUAUACUAAGGGCGAGUCACGAACAGUUAAUUUCUACUUAUGACAAAAAAUACGACAUGAACUUUGUUAGAGACUCUCCAAAAAAGAAGAGAAAAAUCCCGUUUGUUAAUCGCAUGCAAAAGAUCUCGUCGGACUCUAAUAAUUCGCAAAAAUUUGACAAUAAACGACUGGAAAAGUUGGUGUCAGAUAUUUUAGAGGCUAAGAUGAGAAAUUUAACUUACGAUCACAAAAGUUCAAACGACAGGUGUCGCUUGCUAAGUAAAAAUAUCGAAAUUGCAAUCAAAGAAAGAUUGCUUGCUUCGACACAUGAAUACAAAAUUAUUGCACUUGUUUACAUCGGAGAAACAAAGGAUUGUGGGAUUGGGUUUGCUACUCAAUGUUCUUAUGAACCCUCCGAAGAUUUGUAUGCAACAGCAACUUAUGAGGGCGAAACCUUGUUUGUUUGCGCAUGCGUAAUGGCAUCUUUAAUACCAGAAUCCAUAGCGGAGAUUAUGGAAUAAGUUAUGUUAAAUGUAAAUAGAUUCUU